AUGUCCCUUCUGGUUAAUGAUCGGGAUGUUGUUGUUGAUAAGAUUGAGUGCUCUUUCAGGAGUCGCCUGGUCCUCACCCUACGUGAACAGUUACAUGGUGUCUUCAUUUUCUAUAUGAUAGUUGCAAUUGCUCGGGUUAUGGUGUUAUAUUGUGGGAGGUUAUUCGAGUGGAUAAUCGUGAUGGUUCUGAUUGUGUGGGUCACUUCAUCUGUCUCUGUAUGGGUUUUGAUGUCACUUUGCCUCUCCUUCGUCGAACACUGGUCACCUUUCCGGAAGUUUGGGAAAAUAUGUUGGAGUUCAAAUAUGAGUAUCUCCUUGAGUACUCAUGCACUACCAAUUUAUGGGAUAAACCUAUUGGCUCUUUGGCUCGCUGGUCCUCGGCUAUUUCCUUUUCUUCUUAGGGACAUGGUACUUCUUCCUAGGCUGGCUCAACUGACCAGGGUAGUCAUACUAAUCGGCCAUGGCGUUCUCAUUCCCGUGAUAGCGAUGAGUUCGUGGGAUUCUGUCUCACCUCUUACUUUAUCAUGCUGUCAUAAGGCUGGUCUCAAUGAGGAUGACACUCGUUUCUUGGCACUACCUCCACCGAUUCUCUGUGGGGUCGAUGAUGGGAUCCCUUCCCGUGGAUAUUCCCCUAGGUCGAUUCUCUCCAUGGAUAUCCCCCCUAGACUGGUCCCUUCUCCUGAUCUUGAUGUUCCGCCUGACUUGGUUGUCUCACCUGAUUUGGGGGCUACCUCUCGGGAUUGUAAAAGUCAGGGUCGACCCAAAAAAGGUGAGGAGGGUCCUUGGAGUGUCGCUGGUAAAACUAGAGUCAAACAUAAGCAACCUAAGGAGGAGGUUAUAGGUGGUGCUCUCUUGCUGCAUGUUGUGGGUUGUGCUAGUCCUAAAUGUUUCUGCAGUACUAGUGUUGUUCAAUCUAAUAAGGCUCAAGAGAAUGCUAUGGUGGGGUCUCUUGGGAAAGCCCUUAGUCUGCCGCUGGAGUGUUCGUGA
This is a messenger RNA of Prunus armeniaca (apricot), 987 nucleotides long. NCBI's taxonomy places the organism in Eukaryota, Viridiplantae, Streptophyta, Magnoliopsida, Rosales, Rosaceae. The record is from the annotation of a GenBank genome assembly.